GGCGGGGUCUGGGAAUGGGGCCGUCCAAUUAGGCCCAAAUCCAGAGCUGGCCGCAAGGGAUUCUGGAGGCUUCGUCCUCACCGGAUGCGCAUGCGCAAAAGUGCGCCAUAGCAGUAUGUGGAUUGUGGAUUGUUUAAAGUCCCUGUGAGGCCCAGGGUUCUUUGGUCGGUUGUGACUGUCAGCUACCAGCUUCUUCCAGCAGCCAGGACAGCGACUGCUGCAGUUCUUUUCGACUCUGGCACCAGGCCCUGGAUAACAGCUGUGCUCACAAGUAUCACCUGGGUCACGGGCAGUUGGGGAAGUGAGUGCGCAGAACUGGAAUCACGCUUGAGGGGGGCCACGCUGAAUGCACAGAUUCAGCUUGCUGGCAGUUGGCAGCUUCCAGCUCUGCUCUCCGCGGGCUCUGCCCUGGAAUCCAGUUUCUCAGGAUGCUAAAUUUUGGAUUUAUGUCUGAAGCUUCUGGAACUCUUCUCUUUAGUAUCAUAUAAACUGAUGCAGACCAUAAUGUGUAAAGUACAUGAGUGCUUAGUCCAAAUUUGAGAAGUAUUGCAAUCCCUUAGCAGGACAAAUCUGAACUACAGUGGGCAUUUGGUUUAGGAAGAUGGAGCCUCUGAACAAGUUCAUCACUGUCUCAGAACCUCAAAACCUGGCUCUGUGUGAACAGAGUGAGGUCUUAAGAGCAGAUAUGUCUUGGCAGCAGGAGAGCCUCCCUGUUAUAGACUUACAUGACUCUGAAGUGUCUCGCCGGAAGUUCAGACAUUUCCAGUAUUUCGAAGCCUCUGGGCCCCAUGAAGCCCUGAACCAACUCUGGAAGCUCUGUCAUCAAUGGCUGAGACCAGAAAUUCACACAAAGGAACAGAUCUUGGAACUGGUAGUGCUGGAACAGUUCCUGGCAAUCCUCCCUGAAGAACUCAGGACUUGGGUAAAUUUACACCAUCUCAAGAAUAGCAAAGAUGUGGUGACCUUCAUAGAGGAUGUCACUGAAAUGCUCAAAAACAAGGGUAUACCUUUCAAAGAUUCUUCCCCUCAGAAGAGCAACACCAAGGAGGAAAACAGGAAAGCUGACUCACUAACAGGCAAGCCUCAAGAACCAGUAACAUUCAGAGAUGUGAUUGUGGAAUUGAGUGAGGAAGAGUGGGGACAACUGGACUCUGCUGAAAAGAACCUGUACAGGAAUGUGAUGCUGGAGAAUUACAGGAACCUGAGUUCACUGCAUAAAGUUGAGAUCCCUGACUUGCAGAGUGAGAAAAAAAGAUGGAUAAUGGAAGGAGAAAUCCCAAGAAGGACCAUUGUGGACAUGGACACUAUUUCACAAAACCAAGAUUCAAUUCUAAAGCAGAAUGUUUCUUUAGAAGAAUCAGUUCAUGGCAUAAUUAUGACAGUGCCUGCCAAAAAUGUACAUUGUGCCUUCCACAAAUGGAGAGGUAAGGAUCAGUUUCAUAGGAACCAGGAAAAGCAAGACACAAAUUUGUCACAAGAAGAUUUUGUUCAUAUGACAGUUGGCAGUGAAGAAGGGGACUCUGAGUAUAACGACAAUAAGAAAAGCUUUAUGUCAGUUAACUCUGUUUGGGAUAUACAACCAGAAACAUCAACAGAAAUGAGGUUCCCAAAUGGCCGUAAGUUUACAACUAAUUUCAAGUUUAAUUCAGACUCUGUGGAUAAGCCACAUUCAGAAUAUAAUGAAUGUGAAAAUGCCUUGGGCAUUAAUACACAUAUUAUUCAGUCCAACAAAAGACAUAUUACAGUGAAAUCCUAUGAGUGUUAUCAAUGUGGGAAAGCCUUUAGCCGAAGUUCAUCCCUCAUUAGACAUCAGAUCAUUCACACUGGAGAGAAACCCUAUAGAUGCAAUGAAUGUGGGAGAUUCUUUAACCGACACACAAGCCUUACAAAACAUCAAAAAAUUCAUAUGCGAGCAAAGGCCUCUGAAGAAAAUACAUCUGGAAUAGCCUUCUGUAAGAGUGAAAACAGACUCCAUUCUGGAGAUAAUCUCUAUCAAUGUGUUGACUGUGGAAAAUCAUUCAACCGUAGUUCCUCCCUUAUACGACAUCAAAUGAUUCAUACGGGAGAGAGACCAUUCAUAUGUAAGGACUGCAAGAAAACUUUCAACCACCGUUCAAACCUUCUUAAACAUCAAAAACGUCAUACUCGAGUAAAUACUGGAAAGAAAGAAACACUGGAUUACCUUUAG
Messenger RNA from Cavia porcellus (domestic guinea pig), 2188 nucleotides. It is a transcript of the gene Znf215, whose product is annotated as zinc finger protein 215. NCBI's taxonomy places the organism in Eukaryota, Metazoa, Chordata, Mammalia, Rodentia, Caviidae. The coding region runs from base 602 to 2188 and encodes 528 amino acids. Gene Ontology annotation, biological process: regulation of DNA-templated transcription. The record is from RefSeq and is a predicted model, not a curated record. The transcript has 6 exons.